AUGUUCUAAUAAGUUGCAAACGUGAGAGCUAAAUUCCUCAGUAUAAUUUAGCAGAAAAGAAAAUUAAAGUAGGCACUGGAUUAAGAAGAUAGUCUAACUGUGAUGAAAGUCGGGAAAUAAAUUAGAAGAGGAAAGACUGCAUAAAAAAUUACAAAUAACUCAAGCAUAACACAGAGAAAUGAAGUCAAUACAGUUUAGUAGUCUCAGCAGUCACUCAAUGAGUUAGAAAUCAAGUGGCAAGAGUUACCUUGGAACACAGGUGAACAGAUCUUGAUUAUUAAUAGACAAGUCUAAAAUGCAGGAGCUUAAUAAAAACUUCACAAAUUUAAGAGAAAAAGAAUAAUUCGAAGAAGAUUUGAUUAAACUGUUUACAGAAUUAAGCUAAUUAACUAUAACCAAGGUACUCCUAACUAAUAAAAAAUUGUAAGAGGGAAAAAAAGACGAUAGCUUAAACAUCAUAGAAGCAGAAGCUAGGGUUUUAAUAAUACUUACAGCAAAAGUCCCUUAAAAUCUUCAAUCUUAAGCACUUCCGCCAAUAAAUCAACAACUAGUUUUAAGAGUCCUAUUUACAAUAAAAGCUAAAAUAGCAUUGACCACUAGAAGUCAUUUGUUAUGGUUGACUUUGAAGAUGAGCAGACUGAUAUCAAUGAACUUUUCAUGAAUUAUAAGAAAUCCUAAAAUUCUCCAACUUUGCCAUUAAAUGAGUAUGAUGAGAUAUAAAUUGGCACUUCAAGAGAUUUAAAUGAAAGCUAGUUGAAAAUGGAAAAUGAAAUGACUUAGCUUUUCAAUGUUAGACAAAACCUUUAGUGUAUUAAAAAUUGCACCUAUUAUUUUGGAAAGAAACAGUUCAGACUAAAUGGCUGUAGCCUAAUACCCAGUAUUCCUAAUAUAGAAUCUAAUAUUUAAAUAAGUUCAAUUGCUCUUAGAGAUAUCCAUUCUAGACUUGACAAAAGGCAGAGGUAAUUUUACAUGCAAGAACUUACCACAGGGUAUAAGUUUUCCUGCAACUAUAGUAAACUAUCGCUUUAUAAGAUCGAUAUCCUUGGCAAAUAUGAAAAUGCAUGCAUCGGGUAUCUAUCUGUAUUAAAAUCAUCUAUUUGGAUUACUAACAACUAAUUCAAAAGGAUAUUUUAACUCAAGCUAGUCCAUCAUACCUGGGUACUUUAAUACCCUUAAGGCUAAAAUUAAGGAAGCAAUGAAGAUCUGAUAAAUAUAUUUGAAUUGAGAUAUGCUCCUGAUCAUACAGUAAAGAUAAACUUCCCGAUAUUUAUUAACUGGAGAGAGAAAGUGCUCUUGACUUCAGCAGUCCUGAUAUGCCAGUGUAAAUGA
Molecule: messenger RNA, 1329 nt
Organism: Stylonychia lemnae
Lineage: Eukaryota; Ciliophora; Spirotrichea; Sporadotrichida; Oxytrichidae
Source: the annotation of a GenBank genome assembly